AGCUCUACAGUUCGGACGUACACUUAAAAUCGCUGCCUCUUUUUAUGAAUUUUGUUUGUGCCACGGGCGCGCAAAUAAAUCGCAAAAAUUGAUAUUGAUUUCCAUUCAAUUUCUAUUAAAUUGUAUUGGAAAAAAUUCGCUCAAGUGUUAAAAACCAAUUGAUUUGUGUGUGUGGGUGUGUGAAAGUGAGCUUAUGAGUGCGUGAAAAAAUGCAAUAAUCCAGAAGGAGGAAAAAAAAAAAAAACAAAACAGCAAUGCCAAUUUAAAACAGUCAGAAAAGGAAAAAUAGUGAAACGAUUUAGGUACUACAAGGGAAAAUACAAGAAUAAAUAAAGAAUUCCUGUCUUAGCCGAUAGAAAUGCACAAGACCACAACAACAACAACAAAUAUGCAGCAGGCAACGGAUCUUGACUUUGAUUUCCAGAUGCCGUGUCGCUAUUUCAAAAGUUCUUUUGCGCGUUCGCUUUCGCUGAAUAACAACAACAGCAACAAUGGGAACGGCAACAACAACACUGCCUUGACAUUGCCCAAGAAAUCGCCGGCGAACGAGGCCAAGCUACAACAGCAACAACAACUGGAGAAUCAGGAAUCGCUAGAGAGAGACAGCGAACAGGAUUCCCCCUGCGCCACCCCGCCCCCCGCUCUGCCGGCACGACGUCACACCGCCAACAUGAUACACUUUGGCGCCGCUAAUCAGCUGCUCUCCGCACCACCACCCAGCCACCCUCCACCACUCCCCCCGCAACAUGCUCAGCAUGCACAACCACCGACACAAUCCGCCAGGAAUCUCAAUCUCGUCUGGCCAAUGCAACCGACACAUCAGCCAGCACAGCAGCAGGAUGCCAGCAUCAUGGCCGCACCCAGCCACCACAUCCAGAGCCACAUCUACGACUUGCCACAGCAAUUGCAGCCACAUCAGCACCACCAACAGCAUCGCCACCACCACCAGCAGCAGCAACAACAACAUCAACUAAAUGUCGAGGCUGUCAUAUUGCAGAAUCAGGUGGAUACAUUGCAUUGGCAAUUGAAACAGACCGAAACCAAUUGCGAGAUGUAUCGCGCGGUGAUGGAGGAAGUGGCCCGCUUUUUCGAGCGCUACCAGGUGCAGCAGCAACUCCAGCAGACCCAUCGCAAUGGCGAGCAGAUCGCCCGCUCCAAGAGUCUCCAUCAUGUCCACGGCGUGGGCAACUCCUCCCUGCAGAGCGAUCCCCGCGAUGAUGACGCCUCGAGUGCCGGAUCCGCUUCAUAUCUGCGCGCCCGGAGCAGUACCAAUUUGAUGUUGAAUAAAUCAAUGCAUGCCAUGAAUGAGGAGCAACAUUACGAGACGAUUGCUCCAGCUGGGAGCUAUAAUGCCUUCAAGGAUUUUACCUGGCGUCGCUCCCCGAAGAAAUCCGGAGGCAGUGGUGGCUGCAAGGCGCGUCUCUCAGCUCCCGAGGCUGCCGAGGAGAAGCUCAACCAGGAGGCCUUCCGGUUGGCCAGAACCAUUAGGAACCUGCUGCUCACCUCCGAACAGCAGCCGGAUCUCACGCAGCCGCGUCACUCGCUGGCCUCCAUCUCAUCGCUGCCCUCGGGAAAUCAUCGCCUGUGCAAGGGGAAAACCAGUUCGGUGAUGACGCUGCUGACGCCACCGUUGCACAAUUCCACCAGCAUCAUGAAUGCCACUCUGGAGGCCACUCCGUCGCCGGCUGGCAAAUCCAAUGCGGAACUGAUCUUUCUGCGGGCCAACAACAUGAGGGACUCGAGGCUAUCGCUGCGCAGCUCCACCGACAGUUCCGUGCAUUCCACCAUCUCCUCGACGGCGUCCUCUUCCUCGAAAGUGGAAACGGACGAGGAGACGCAGACGCAGACCAAUGCCAGCAGCACAGCCAUCAGCAGUAGUGGUAUCAAGCCCACUAGCAAUAAGCAGAGCGGUUCCAGUACAGAAGACGAGAGUGGUUUCAGUUCAAUUAGCUCCUUUCACGACGUGGGUUUGCCCCUGAGUUCCACCCUGAUGAAUGGGAACCAGAGACGCCUGUCCAUGUCCUCGGACAGCAGAAACUCCACUUUGAAGUCUGGAUUAAAUAUGGUGGGACUGCCACUGCAAAACCAGACUCAGAUUCAAGUCCAGGUUCAAGCUCAGAUUUCCACCAGCCAAUCGCCCUCAAAAACCUAUCGCAAUGCGAAUCGCUAUCAGCGAUUCUCCACUUUAUCAAACGAAGAUGCAGCCGCUGUUUUGUGGGUCUAA
Drosophila takahashii is the source of this 2224-nucleotide messenger RNA. Its product is annotated as basic-leucine zipper transcription factor A. The record is from RefSeq and is a predicted model, not a curated record. Lineage: Eukaryota; Metazoa; Arthropoda; Insecta; Diptera; Drosophilidae.